Coniosporium apollinis CBS 100218 is the source of this 666-nucleotide messenger RNA. Its product is annotated as DNA replication complex GINS protein PSF1. NCBI's taxonomy places the organism in Eukaryota, Fungi, Ascomycota, Dothideomycetes. Gene Ontology annotation, biological process: DNA replication; DNA strand elongation involved in mitotic DNA replication. Gene Ontology annotation, cellular component: GINS complex. The record is from RefSeq and is a predicted model, not a curated record. The coding region runs from base 1 to 666 and encodes 221 amino acids. The transcript is spliced from 3 exons.
AUGUACGGCGAGCUUGGAAACAAGCUGGUCCAACACGCCAAACGCACCCAAUCCCUCGCCCACCUUCCACCCUACCAGACUGAAAUCGUCCGCGCUUUGACGCGCGAAGUCCGCGACCUCGACAAAGAUGUCGCCGCGCUGCUCGAGCCCUUCCAAGGCUCCUUCAAUCCCUCGGCGGACCCCUCGACCGCCUGCGCUCUGCUGGUCAACCACCUCUGCAUGCGCCGCAACAAGCGCUGCCUGCUCGCCUACCACCGUGUCCGCGCCGACAAGCUGGAGGAAAUGUGCUGGGCAGGCGUGGAUGUGCUUGAGCGGCAGCAGCAGCAACAGCAGCAGGAGCAAAGUGUGGCAGGCAGGCCGAGAGUAGAGGGCGCGUUGGGCGGGGAUGUGGGCAACGAGAGUAGCUUGAGUCCUGAAGAGGAGGAAUAUGUGAGGCAGUAUGGCGACCUGUUGGCUGCGUACAAGGGGCAGUGGACGGAUAUAGACCUUACGGGGAGCUUGGAGCCGCCGCGAGACUUGUUCAUUGAUGUUAGGGUGCUGAGAGAUGCUGGGGAAAUCCAGACAGAAUAUGGGGCUAUCAACUUGACGAAAAACAGUCAAUUCUACGUCCGGCAGGGAGACGUCGAAAGAUUGAUCGCACAGGGCUAUCUGCAACGCCUCGGCUGA